Molecule: messenger RNA, 1110 nt
Organism: Cydia amplana
Lineage: Eukaryota; Metazoa; Arthropoda; Insecta; Lepidoptera; Tortricidae
Product: carbonyl reductase [NADPH] 3-like
Exons: 3
Coding region: 249-1097 (282 amino acids)
Molecular function (GO): carbonyl reductase (NADPH) activity
Source: RefSeq, a predicted model, not a curated record
UAUAUUUUAUUUUAUAGCUCAGAAAACAACACAAUAAACCUGAGUAGAAAACCUCACAAUGCCUCAUAAAAUACUUAUUUUUAUACAUUUCUGAUGUCAAACAAAUACUUAUCAGUUAGCCAGAUAACAAUCAAACUCAGGUAAAACAAUACAUAAUCUUGACAUUCGGUGAUAAACUUAUCACUAAAUUAUGUCACUAUAAAACCAAAAUCUUAUUUGCGCGCAAGUCGUCAUAGUUAUCGGUCGUAAUGGCAGCCAAAGUGGCCAUAGUCACUGGUUCCAAUAAAGGUAUAGGCUUCGGUAUUGUGAGGGGUCUGUGCAAAAGGUUCCAAGGACACGUGUAUCUCACAUCCAGAAACGAGCAGAGAGGAAAAACAGCGGUAAGAAAACUUAAAGAAGAAAGUCUUUACCCAAACUAUCAUAAGUUGGAUGUCACUAAAAAAGAGAGCUUGGAACUGUUCAGUGACCAUAUCAAAAAACAAUAUGGCGGUAUAGAUGUUUUAAUUAAUAACGCGGGUAUAGCGUUUAGAAAGGACUCUACAAUGCCAGCGAUAGUCCAAGCGGAACGGACGUUAUUCGUCAAUUAUUUCUCUCUACUAUCCACUUGUGAAAUCCUAUUUCCUUUACUAAGGAAUGGAGCUAGAGUUAUCAAUGUUUCUAGUAACUUGGGACAUUUGUCGCAAAUACCCAGUUCAACUUUGAGGAAUAAGUUGAAAGAUAAGGAUUUGAGGGUAGAUGAGUUGAGUGAGCUGAUGACUCAGUAUGUGGAUGCGACCCGCCAGGGGGCGCAGCUUUUGAAGUGGGGGAAGUCUUCGUAUGCGGUGUCUAAAGUUGGGGUGGUGGCAUUGACGAGGAUACAACAGAGGAUGUUGAAUGAUAGAGAUAUUAAAGUGAACGCCGUUCACCCGGGCUACGUGGCGACGGACAUGACAGCGCACUCGGGCCCGCUCACCGUCGACGAGGGCGCGCAACCAGCGUUGUAUCUAGCCCUGGACGCUCCGGACUCGGUGCGCGGCGAGUACGUGUGGAGCGACAACACCCUCGUGGACUGGGAAGCGAGUGAAAUGCCGAAGCAUGUUAAAAAGGAUACAGCUUGAAAGUACAUUUUAG